AUGAAUUCACCCAGAAGUUUGGAUAGCAGCGAUGGUAGUCUUGACGGUAGUGGAUUUUGUGGUAGUACUAGUAGUGGCUUUACAAGCAGUGGAUUUACAAGCAGCAGUGGUUUCAGUGGUAGUACAAGUAGUGGUUUAAAUAAUAUGUCACUUGAUGAUGAUGAGGCAAAAAAAAAAAAGAUAAGACAAAUGCAAAAUAGACAGUCGGCUGCCCAAUAUAGAGAAAGAAAAAAAGAAUAUUUGGAAAAAUUAGAGACAAUUGUAGAUAAUUUAGAAUCUGAUAGAAAUCAACUACUUCAACAAACUAAACAAUUAACUAUGCUACAAAAUGAAAAUUAUGUAAAAAUUACACUAUUGGAGGAACAAAUUGAAAGUGCCUUAAGAGAAAAUAGUGAUUUAAAAAUUAAACUUUCAGACUUGUUAGGAAAAGAUUAUCAACAACCACAACAACAUCAACCUUCACCACAACAAUUACAAUCACCAUCACAUCAUUCAAUUCAUCAACAACAACAACCAUCACCACAACACCAAUUUUCAAAUGGUUUAAAUAAUGCUGGAUUUUAUAAUCAUAAUAAUUCUUCACCAAGCACACCAUCAUGCUCAUCACCAUCAUUUUUAGAGGCAAAAUACCUUUCAUUUCAACCAAUGUCUUCAUCAUCACCAACCUCAUCAUCACCAUCAUCACCAAAUCAAAAUGUAAAUAGAAGAAGUAGAUUUAAUAUAGGUGAAAGUAGAUCCAUUUUGAAUCCAAUCUCUUUAGAAAAUGUAAAUAAUAAUAACAAUAGUAAUAAUAGUAAUAGUAUGAAUAAAAGUAAUAUAAGUAGUGGUGGUAAUAGUAUGAAUAGUAGUGGUGAAAUGGAAAUUUCAUUCUCUGGUAACCAAAAUGAUAUUUAUUCAUCCCCUCAUUCUCCAUCUUCAAGAUCAGUACAACCAAAAAGACAAAGAGAAUUAUUAUUGCAACAACAACAGCAACAACAACAACCAAAUGGUAUGAUUUGUGAUCCAUCAUCACCAAAUACUUUUAACAAUAGUACCACUUAUACACCACCAUUAGCAUCAUUUACUAGUAUACUUUCAAUUGCAUCAUCACCUUCAUCCUCACCUGUAAUUUCGUCAUUAGCUCAACUUUCCUCCUCCCCAAAUUUUAAUGGUAAUUCAAAUUAUUUUGAAAGUAGUAAUAAUAAUAAUAGUUUUGAUAAUUCACCAUCAAGAAGAUAUAAAUUUCAUAAUUCAAAAGGAAUUUCAAAAUAA
Molecule: messenger RNA, 1251 nt
Organism: Dictyostelium purpureum
Lineage: Eukaryota; Evosea; Eumycetozoa; Dictyosteliales; Dictyosteliaceae
Gene: bzpH
Exons: 2
Coding region: 1-1251 (416 amino acids)
Biological process (GO): regulation of DNA-templated transcription
Molecular function (GO): DNA-binding transcription factor activity
Source: RefSeq, a predicted model, not a curated record